AUGGCAUCUGGAGUGGGAUCUAUCUCUGGCCCUGGGGCCGUGGAUGACAAGCGUCUCCAUGCCAAUGGUCUUGACGCCAUCACUUUCCCUACCAGGGUCGCAGCAAAACUCCAUGACUCCAGCAUUCCAUUUGAAGAGUACCUCCACUAUGCAAAAAUCACUCGUCAGGAGGAGGAACGGUUGUACGGUCCGGGAAGCGACUUCACCCAAGGUUCUGGACCUACCAUGACCUUCAUCAAAGAGAAGAUUCUUCGGAAGCGAGUCGAGCACCGCCGCGAGUCGGUUCCUCAGCCCAGGCUGUCCAUCAGCGCCCAGGGAGAGGGGCAGAUCGUGAGGCACGAAUCGGACUCGGGCAACGAAAAGUCGGCCAUUGAGAACAAGAAGUUUGAACCCAUGACCAUUUCUGACGAGGAAUGGGUUCAGGCCUCGCGCGCAGCAAGAACAGCUACAUGGGGUGCCGUCUUCUACCUCAUCACCACCGACAUUCUCGGUCCCUUCAGUACCGGAUACGCUUUCUCGCAAAUGGGUCUUGGCCCCGGCGUUACGCUCUUCACUGUCUUCGGUGCCCUUGCUGGUUACAGUGGCUACCAGCUUUGGCGCAUGUACCUCCAGUUGGACAGCGAUCGCUAUCCGAUGAAAGGCUACGGCGACAUCGCGUUCCGUGUCUACGGUCCCUGGUUCCGCCACACCUGCAACCUUCUGCAGUCGUUCCAAUUCUUCCUCAACGUCGCCCUCAUCAUUCUGAGCAGCGGCCAGUCCAUCAGUCAGUUGUCCAAGGGCCAACUGUGCUUCAUCGUCUGUGUGGUGGUCUGCAUGCUUGCUGGCUGUAUCAUUGGACAGAUUCGAACUCUCCAGCGGUUCGGUUGGUUGGCUUCUUGGGCUGUGUUUCUCAACUUGUUCAUCAUUUUCGCAACUAUGGGCGUCAUGGCUCACUCUCCUCCCAACUACAAACUCUACGCGGCUGCGAACCCUGACUUCGACAUCAACAACCCAGCACCAAUUCAAGUUUCCGGCUCCGCCCCUCCGGGUCUCGACAUUGUUGACAACGUCAACGGUCUGAUGAACGCCGUCUUCUCCUUUGGUGGUGCGACUCUGUUUGUCGAACUCUUGGCUGAGAUGCGGCGGCCCAUGGAUUUCUGGAAGGGUCUUCUCUGCGCCGACCUCCUCAUCUAUGCCUGCUACAUGGUCUACGGAAUCUAUACCUACUGCAUGCAAGGGCAGUACGCCUACAAUGUCUCGUACCAGGGUAUCUCGCCGUACGGCUGGCAAACAGCGUGCAACAUCAUUGGACUCAUCACCGGCCUCAUUGCCGCUGUUCUCUACGGCAACAUUGGCAUCAAAGUGCUCUACAACAACUUGGGCCGUGACCUGCUCAACUUCCCGCUGUUGGAAUCCAAGACUGGCAAAUGGAUCUGGGUUGCCUUCGUCCCCAUCUACUGGACUCUUGCCUGGGUCGUCACUCAAUCCGUUCCUCAAAUCAACACAUGGAUCGUCCUCGUCGGUGCAGGAUGCAUCUUGCAGUUCACAUAUACCUUCCCGCCUUUCAUGAUGCUGGGCUUCAAGUGCCAGCGCGACGCCAUGCUCCCCGGCGAAACAUUUGACCCAGCCACUGGCACGGUCCGUCAUUUGGACAGCGGUCUCAAGAGAUGGUGGAGAGGUUUUAAGAAGGAACUCUUCUGGAAUCUUUUCGAUCUGAUCUUCUACUUGGGUAGUUUUGUGACCAUGGUUCUCGGUCUGUACGCGGCAUUUACAUCAAUGGUGGAUGCAUAUAAGAGCUCUGUGAACUUGAGCGCCUGGAGAUUAUUGCCGUUGAGGUUUGAGCCUCUUCCUCUUGGUUCUAUCAGGCCGGUAGGAUGGCUUGGUCAACAGAUGGACCUCAUGGCCAACGGUCUUCCAGGCCAUUUGCAUGAGUUCUACCGCCCUGUCAAAGAUGCCCCCUGGCUCGGAGGCGACCAGGAAUAUUCAUGGUUGAACGAGGCAUGGCCCUACUCAUACAACGCCCUUGUUCCACUGGCGUGGACAACCAACAACGCGCGAUUGAAACACCAUGUUCUCCGGGUUACGGAAUGGGUCAUCGACCAUCAACAUGCAGAUGGGUGGCUCGGGCCGGAAGAGAGCCUGUCCCGUCGGAAUUUCUGGGCCAGAUAUCCCCUCUUCUUGGGUUUCAUGCAGCUUGUCGAAGCCGAGCCCGAGCUGGGCGAGACCAUGGUGUUGCCGGCAAUGCACCGUUUCGUUCGCCUGAUGUAUUCCAUGCUCCAGGACCACCAUCAGGGCUAUGUCUGGAAACCCGGGGAUCUGUUCGACGAGCAAUGGGGUCGAUCCCGUGCGGCAGACAUGGUUUUGGUCCUGCAGUGGCUGUACGAGAAAUACCCCAUGGGUAAUGAAAAGAUCAUCCAUUAUUGCAUGGUCCAGAUGUAUGAGAUGGCCUAUGACUGGUCGUACUGGUUCCACGAAGAUCACUUUCUGAAAGGCGACCUGGACACGUACCCGCAAGAUCUCACCAACAGCCUGUUCCCCUACGUCCACGGCGUGAACGCUGGUCAAGGGUUGAAAUGGGGUGGCGUGAUGAGAAGACUGGUCCAGGACGAUGUCCUUCUCAAUACUACCAGAAAUGGCGUCAACUGGACUUUUCGCUACCACGGGACGCCAUCUGGUGCGAUCAUCGGGGAUGAACGUGAGGCAGGCUUGAGCCCGGUCCGAGGGACUGAGCUUUGCAGCGUGGUGGAAUCAAUCUUCUCCUUGAGCUAUUUGUAUCACGCUGUGGGGGACCGCGACUUCGCCGACAAGACAGAGUUGGCCGCCUACAAUGCUUUGCCCGUCAUGUUGAUGCCACACUGGUGGGCUCAUCAAUACGUCGCCCAGACAAACCAACCCGUCAGCCAUCGUCUUGACAAUCCCCCUUUCUGGAAUGUCGGACCUAUGGGCCAAACCUUUGGGACCGAGCCGAACUACCCGUGCUGCACGGUCAACAUGCAAGGAUAUUCCAAAUUUGUUCCCGCCAUGUAUGUGAAAGACGGAGAAGACGGAUUGGUCCACGCCCUCCUCGGACCGGCUCAUGUCAGCACCACGCUGCAGAAGCGGAACCAGAUACGAAUUCGAUGCGACACGAACUAUCCGUUCAGCAACUACCUCAACUAUGAGAUCAAGGCGAGAUCGGCGUUUCGAUUCUCGUUCAGGGUCCCCGCCUGGGCUCUGCCAGAUGCGAGCAUCGUCAUGGUAGACCGUGGCAAGAAGCACCCCCUGGCGCCGGACAACAGCACCGGCCUACAUACGAUGGUCAUUCCCGCCGGACGGACGCGUGUCGAAGUCUCGUUUAGCACUCAUCUGCGCGUGGAGUCGAGAGCCAACGACACCAUCUCCGUCUACUACGGGGCGCUGCUCUAUGCUCUGCCCCUGGCCGGAGACUACACUGCUUCGCGACCCGCCAACUACCCGGGCACGGAGGCUCCUCCCGAGGCAAACGACUGGUCGAUCCUCCCGCGAGACUACUGGAACGUGGCCGUCGACGUGACGGCGCUGAAAUUCUACGAAUAUCCCAAUCGGUACGAUGCCUGGCUCCCCCAUCCGAUCUGGCACGAGGAGCGGCCGCCCGUCAGCAUCUCGGCACUGGCCUGCCAGAUAGACUGGGAGCUGCGAGACGGGUAUGCCCCCAACCCACCACUGGCAGGUCGGCGGAAUUGCACCGGCAGGGCCUUUCCGGUCGAACUGCGCCCAUAUGGCAGUGCGAAGCUGCAUAUGGCCGAACUGCCUACCGUGAACCUGCGACCAGGAAGUCCCGACCUGUGGCGACCAGGGCCUGGUGUUUGA
Fonsecaea erecta is the source of this 3807-nucleotide messenger RNA. RefSeq lists its product as hypothetical. Gene Ontology annotation, cellular component: vacuolar membrane. The record is from RefSeq and is a predicted model, not a curated record. Gene Ontology annotation, molecular function: amino acid transmembrane transporter activity. The coding region runs from base 1 to 3807 and encodes 1268 amino acids. Lineage: Eukaryota; Fungi; Ascomycota; Eurotiomycetes; Chaetothyriales; Herpotrichiellaceae. Gene Ontology annotation, biological process: amino acid transmembrane transport. The transcript is spliced from 5 exons.